Hipposideros armiger (great roundleaf bat) is the source of this 1528-nucleotide messenger RNA. RefSeq names its product ubiquitin-conjugating enzyme E2 E2. The record is from RefSeq and is a predicted model, not a curated record. The transcript is spliced from 6 exons. NCBI's taxonomy places the organism in Eukaryota, Metazoa, Chordata, Mammalia, Chiroptera, Hipposideridae. The coding region runs from base 164 to 769 and encodes 201 amino acids.
CGUGGUGCGUGGGUCCUGCUUUCGGUGGCUAGACGGUCUGCGGGGACACCCGGUCCUGGGGGGGCCUCUCCAGUCCCCGUCUCCCUCGCCUCCGCAGCCCUCUCUCCCAGCGCUUGGACGCGAUCCCGCGACCUGCGCGGACGCCCCUCCUUCAGGAUCUAAAAUGGCCACCGAGGCACAAAGAGUUGAUGACAGCCCAAGCACUAGUGGAGGAAGUUCUGAUGGAGACCAACGUGAAAGUGUUCAGCAAGAACCAGAAAGAGAGCAAGUUCAGCCCAAGAAAAAGGAGGGGAAAAUAUCCAGCAAAACAGCUGCUAAAUUGUCAACUAGUGCUAAAAGAAUUCAGAAGGAACUUGCAGAAAUUACGUUGGACCCUCCUCCCAACUGUAGUGCUGGACCCAAAGGAGACAACAUUUAUGAAUGGAGGUCAACUAUAUUGGGACCCCCAGGAUCUGUCUAUGAAGGAGGGGUGUUCUUUCUUGACAUUACCUUUUCACCAGACUAUCCGUUUAAACCCCCUAAGGUUACCUUCCGAACAAGAAUCUACCACUGUAAUAUUAACAGCCAAGGUGUGAUCUGUCUGGAUAUCCUAAAGGACAACUGGAGUCCGGCCCUCACCAUUUCUAAAGUGCUCCUCUCCAUCUGCUCACUUCUUACAGAUUGCAACCCUGCUGACCCUCUGGUGGGCAGCAUUGCCACACAGUACAUGACCAACAGAGCGGAGCACGACCGAAUGGCCAGACAGUGGACCAAGCGGUAUGCCACAUAGGGGCCUGCUGCCUGCCGCCCCCGCCGGACCUGUGCAAGCACAUUCACCAAGUGCAUCAAUAGCCCUGCCCACCCCUCCGGACCUCAGUUCUUAUUUUCUUAUUUUUAUUAAGUUUUGAACCGUUUGUGAUGGUAUGUCAUCCUCCCCCCCACUCCGUUCUCCCUCUUUCCCCUUCCUCCUUUUCCUUUGCUUUCCCUUCUCUCCCACCCCUGUUUUAUUCCCUUUUUAAUUUCUGUUAACUUGAAAGAUUGGGGUUUGUUGUUUUUUCCCAGCUCAAUGUGGAUGGGACUUUUUUUUUCAAUGCAAACAACGUUGGGUCUGUAAUAGUAAGAGCGUUCUCACAAAGCUUUGUAUUACUGUGUGGUUUUGUUUUUUGUUGUUCGUUUUAUUUUGAUUUUUUUUUCUUUUAUGUGAUCUUUGGAAAAACACGAAUUCAGAAUUAUAUCUCGUUUCUACUUAAAUGUAGUGCUUAGGGUUAAUUUUUUGUACUAAAGUCUUUAUUGGUGGGUGCAUGCUACUGGGAACAAGUUUUUGUACAAAAGCUUCAAUCAGAAUCACUGUGCAUUACUGAGACUCUGUUUAUCACUAGCCUUCUGUCCCCCACACAGAAGACUGUUGGAUUGAACAAAAUAAUAAGUAUUUUCAUUUACUUAAAGUGCUUGUAAAUUUCUUAGGGACCUGCCACUUUUGACUGUGGAUCAGUUGAUGUACACUUGUAUUAUUAAAGCACUCAAUAAAUCACUGUGGCUGAUAAAUGCA